GCUGAAUGCCCAGGGUGGGCAGGUCUUAUAAGCACACAGCCCCUUCCUUGCUUAGAGCAGACACAGCUCACAUUGCCAGGGAGAGGAGAUCAGAGUCAGUACAGCCACUGCUGGCUGUGCAGGGGACACAUCUGCCUUGGCAGAAAGCAAUGACAGCCCCGCAGGAGAGUGCCAGGCUCAGGUGACAUCAGAAUAUGGAGGCAUGGGUCACCCUAGGGCUCCCCCUUGCACAGUGCCUGGGCUGAGGAGUGCAGGUGAUGGCACCUGGAGAAGAGCUACUUUAAGGAGACGGUCCCUGAGCUUGCCAACCUGUGCCAACACUUCUUCCCAGGGGGUAAAUCUUCCCUAUCUCACUGGCAUCAUGGGCUCCGGUGCUUUUAAAGAGACCCUGCAGCUUCUGCUCCUGAUGUGGAUUUUCUUCCCUUCAGUCUUGUGUCACACCGAGAUCCGGGCCCACCCUGAGGAACGUCUGCUGAAGAAGCUUUUCCUGGAGUACAACAAGUGGUCCCGUCCAGUGGCCAACAUCUCCGAUGCAGUCUUAGUGCGCUUUGGCCUUUCUAUAGCCCAACUUAUCGAUGUGGAUGAGAAAAAUCAGAUGAUGACCACGAACGUCUGGGUGAAGCAGGAAUGGCACGAUUACAAGCUGCGCUGGGACCCCCUGGAAUACGACAACGUCACAUCCAUACGGAUCCCGUCAGAGCUGAUCUGGAGGCCGGACAUUGUCCUUUACAACAAUGCCGAUGGGGACUUUGCAGUGACCCACUUGACCAAAGCCCACCUGUUCUAUGACGGACGGAUAAAGUGGACCCCCCCGGCCAUUUACAAGAGCUCCUGCAGCAUUGAUGUCACCUUCUUCCCCUUCGACCAGCAGAACUGCACCAUGAAGUUUGGCUCGUGGACUUAUGACAGAGCCAAGAUCGACCUGAUCAGCAUGCACAGCCACGUCGACCAGCUCGACUACUGGGAGAGCGGAGAGUGGGUCAUCGUCAACGCCGUCGGCAACUACAACAUCAAAAAGUACGAGUGCUGCACGGAGAUCUACUCGGACAUCACGUAUUCCUUCAUCAUUCGUAGACUUCCUCUCUUCUAUACCAUUAACCUGAUCAUUCCUUGUCUUCUCAUCUCCUGCCUGACCGUGUUGGUCUUCUACUUGCCUUCAGAAUGUGGGGAGAAGAUCACGUUGUGUAUAUCCGUCCUGCUCUCUCUCACCGUCUUCCUUCUCCUCAUUACCGAGAUCAUUCCAUCCACGUCUCUGGUCAUCCCGUUGAUUGGAGAAUACCUGCUCUUCACCAUGAUCUUUGUCACCCUCUCCAUCAUCAUCACGGUCUUCGUGUUGAAUGUCCACCACCGUUCCCCCCGCACGCACACCAUGCCGGCUUGGGUGCGCAGAAUAUUUUUGGACGUGGUGCCCAGGGUGUUGUUCAUGAAGAGGCCUGCGAAGGACAACUGCAAGAAGCUGAUCGAGUCCUUGCUGCAUAGCCGGCCACUUAGUUCUCCACCAAGACUGUGGUCUGAGACAGAGAUCGAGCCGGCCCUCCCAAGCUCAUCUUCGGCCAGCCCCACCAGCCAGAGGGUAUCGCCAACGUCUUCCUGUUGCCAGCAGCUGGAGCAGACGGCCAACUCGCAAGUGGUCUGCAAGUCCCCCUCUGGGCAAUAUUCCAUGCUGUGCGAGGAAUCAACUUUGACCAGCUGCCCUUGUCCUCCAAACCAAACUGGUCUUCUUGGAGAGCCCCAGACCAACCUGAUGCCCAAGGUUCGCUCUGUAAGCGUGCAGCAGAUGUACACGCCCAAGGAAACCAGUGAGGCUACAAUCCGUUGUCGGUCCAGGAGCAUACAGUACUGCUACCUUCAUGAGGAUUCCUCCCAAGCCAAUGGUCAGUCCAGCGCCUCGCCACAGUCUCAGAGCUGCCACGUGCAUGAAGCACAGCAGACUUCGAAUUCUCAGUGCAAAUGCAAACCCAAAACCCAGGAGAAGCCAAGUGGCGCCAGUCAAGUUACCAAAACAGUCAGUACCAAAGAGCAGCAUGUGCUGCUGAUGUCUCCAUCCCUCAAGUUGGCCAUCGAAGGAGUCCACUAUAUCGCAGACCACAUGAGAGCAGAAGAUGCCGACUUCUCUGUAAAACAAGACUGGAAGUAUGUGGCCAUGGUCAUCGACCGGAUCUUCCUCUGGAUGUUCAUCAUCGUCUGCCUCCUGGGAACCGUCGGACUCUUCCUUCCACCCUGGUUGGCCGGCAUGAUCUAACCAUAGAGUACGGGGCCCACCGCACCAGGAGGACGAGGGGUGGGGGAAACAGCCCAGCGGGGAUGGGAAGUCGGGCGCAUGAAUGCAUGGAGAAUGCAGAGAGAGGACU
Messenger RNA from Nanorana parkeri, 2351 nucleotides. It is a transcript of the gene CHRNA4, whose product is annotated as cholinergic receptor nicotinic alpha 4 subunit. Bases 203 to 2242 code for a protein of 679 amino acids. Gene Ontology annotation, biological process: chemical synaptic transmission; monoatomic ion transmembrane transport; nervous system process. Lineage: Eukaryota; Metazoa; Chordata; Amphibia; Anura; Dicroglossidae. The transcript is spliced from 6 exons. The record is from RefSeq and is a predicted model, not a curated record. Gene Ontology annotation, molecular function: acetylcholine-gated monoatomic cation-selective channel activity; transmembrane signaling receptor activity. Gene Ontology annotation, cellular component: neuron projection; postsynaptic membrane; synapse.